Messenger RNA from Prorocentrum cordatum, 735 nucleotides. The record is from the annotation of a GenBank genome assembly. Lineage: Eukaryota; Dinophyceae; Prorocentrales; Prorocentraceae.
AUGCAGCUGGGGGGCCCCUUGUGGGGGCUCGCGAGGCCCAGGUGUCCUUGGUGCAGCAGCAGAGCGGGGCCAGCCUCAGGUCUAGGCCCCAGGAGCUGCAACGUUGGGCGCGUGUGCUCGUGGUGGACCACCGCGGGCUCUUGGUGGAUGCUCGCUGGCCUCCUCUGGUCCGACGAUUUCGUUGAGAGCACGUUCAACGACCGCUAUUUCGAGCAACUCUCAUGGCCGCUGUUGAGCGUGCUGAUGGUGAUCUUUUUGUUCAGGUCCGACUGGGUGCUCGACUUGGUCGCCAAGCUCGUCCUGGGCAUCGUGGGCCAUGCCGCGGGUCGCUCCAUGGCUGGGGCGUUCCGGCAGGGGUGGUGCCGAGCCAAUUCAGUAGCGACGGCCUCUGAGCAUACCGCCGAGGCCGUGAGGAUUUUGUCUAAUGCAUGGGAGAACGUAUCCAGCUGGUCCAAUAUUUCAGCAGCGUCCUUCGAGUCAUCGGUUGCACCUCUAGAUGUGCGCAUCGAGAAGACAGCUACCGCGGCUGCGGGGCACGCCGCGUCGGCCCUCGACGACCUUCCAGAGCAGUUGCAGGCAGGUGCUGUCGACGUGGACGGGAGCAGAACGGCUCUCGUCACAGAGCCGCCUGCACUUGCAGUGGCCCCGCCCUUCUUGCCGGUUAAGAAAGGGAGCUGGGUUGAAUAUGCGCUCGUGUUUUUUCUCGGGAUCGGCUUGCAGCGUCGAUUUCGGUAG